AUGCAACAACCUGCUCGUAGUUCUACCCUGGAAAAGCACAAAGCAGUGCCAGAGGGAGAAUGGCACUUGAAUGCAGAGAGUGAGCAACCCCAGCAUGGUCCAGGGAACAGCAACUCGGACAGUGUUCCCUGGAAGCUUCCAGCAAUGGGUCCUCGCAGCUUCUCGGAGAAGAUGGAGUCAUCCUGCCCAGAGGGGCAACCCGGAGGCUGCGGAGUGUCUCCUCAGCCCCCGCUGCGGAGCCUGUCAAAGCAGCACUGUGAGAACCAGGGGACUCUUCUCCAGUUUGAGCGGCAAGCCCUGGGACGCAUUUCCACCUCCCCCACAUUGAGGAGGUUGAGGGGCAGCAGCUCUGGGACUUUGCACUUGCGGCCUCAGCGGGCUACCUCGGAAGUACCCACCUGGGGAAGCCCAGGAGACCCUGCAGACUCCCCAUGUCACCUCUCCAAGGGACCACCUGGAAGCCCAGAGGAUUCUUCACACCCCCUCUCACCCUUGAGACUCCACUCCAGAUUGCCUUCGGACCCUGACAGGGCCCUGCACACAGCUGCCUCCUCUGAGCCACCACCCAGGCCCACUGACGAGUACACCCUGCCUGGGCUUCAGCCCAUUUGCGACGGGCACCUCCACCAGGACUCUCUUCUGGGGCAAGAAGGCCACUGGCUGCCCAGCCCCACCCCAUGGCACCCUAGUCCUCAGGGAGAAGAAUCACGUCAGUCCAGGUCUGUAUGCAUUUAUUUCCUCCAGUGUGAUGACAUCUCGUGA
Messenger RNA from Galeopterus variegatus (Sunda flying lemur), 762 nucleotides. RefSeq names its product chromosome unknown open reading frame, human C12orf74. NCBI's taxonomy places the organism in Eukaryota, Metazoa, Chordata, Mammalia, Dermoptera, Cynocephalidae. The transcript has 2 exons. The record is from RefSeq and is a predicted model, not a curated record. The coding region runs from base 1 to 762 and encodes 253 amino acids.